This is a messenger RNA of Diatraea saccharalis (sugarcane borer), 2238 nucleotides long. The record is from the annotation of a GenBank genome assembly. NCBI's taxonomy places the organism in Eukaryota, Metazoa, Arthropoda, Insecta, Lepidoptera, Crambidae.
AUUCUUUGUGUAUUUUUUAUAUUGGAUUAUUGUGUAAGUGUACGUGCUUAUUAUGAUGGCUAGCGAUUUAUAUGCAGAAAAUAGUGAUGUAUUGGCUAUAUUCUUCGAUUUGGACAAUACAUUAAUUCAAACUAGGAAAGCGGACGCGAGGACGUGCAGUAAGUUAGUGGAAGUAUUGCAGCAAGAAUAUGGUUUGCCGCAAGAUGCAGCGGUGGAGAGCGCCACCACAUUUCUGAGAGCUUUUCGCGCACGACCUGACGAUGACACCUACGGGCUGGAUGAGUGGCCUGCCCAUCUCUGGCGCAAUUCCCUGCCAAAGAACUACAGACAUAUCGCCAAAAAUAUAUCUGCCGAAUGGAUAAAUUUAAGAUUUAAAAAUUUGGCUCUCACAAAUGAUGUGAUACACCUACUAGAAACGUUGCGGGAGGAUUACCUACUCGGUCUGAUCACGAACGGGCCGUCGCGAGCCCAGUGGCAGAAGAUUGAACGUUUGGGCCUCCGCAAGUACUUCGACUGCCUGCUCGUGUCCGGAGACCUGCCUUGGGAGAAACCAGACCAAGAAAUCUUUCUUGAAGCUUGUAAGAAGCUGAAUGUCGAACCUAGAACGUGCAUUAUGGUUGGUGAUAAACUGGAAACAGAUAUCAAGGGUGGCAAAGAAGCAGAAUUAGGAGGAACAGUAUGGAUACCCCUGCAGAAAGACGAAGAAUCAUCAGACCUCCCAGAUUUCACUAUUGAAAAAGUAACUGAACUACCAGAAGUGUUACCAAACUCUCCUAAACUGAAGCGAACCAUUGCUAAAGUUUGUUGAUGAUUUCAUUAAGUUUUAGGCUGUGUUCAUUUAGUAUAUUAGACAAUAUGACACCUGUCUGCUAUUUUAUGUACAAUGUCUCGAACCAUGCCUAUAUUCAGAUAAUGUUUCAAUCACCAUAUAUUAAAGUAAAAUAGAUAUAUUUACAAGACAAUUAGGUAUAAUAAUUGUUUCUUGUUUUUUAAUGUAGAUAUGAUCUGUUCUAGCAGUAUUCAAGUACAAAAUUUUAGGGAUUCAGUAUAUUUUAUGCAUGUUGAUUAUAAUUUUAAAUGAAUGUGCUAGUUACAUAUUAGUUACCAUUAAACUUUCACAUGCGCUAAAAAAAAGUAGGUCUCUUAUUCAAUUGAAAGUUACACAAACUGUUGUGGAUUUAUUUUUUACAUUUUACACAUAUUUAAUAGAGUAGGUAUAGAUUUAUUUACGCAUUGUAAAUACUGUAUGAAUAUUAGUAGUUAUUACUUACGCAAAGUUGAAAUAAAGGUCUAUUUUAUUUCCUUGCAUACAUUCUGAUGUAUGAAUCGCUAAUAUAUUAUUAUGAGUGAGCGAAUUUAAAAAGUUAUAUAAAUAAAGAGUAUUUUCUUACCAGAUUCAAAGUAUCUAUUUUUAUGAAUAUGUUAAGUAAGCCAUAUGCGCUUUGUGAGGAAGAGGCUUUUCUUAUUUUCAUUGUUUUCAGUAGUUUCUCUCAAGACUGUUAAAUGUGAUAUUGAUAUAAGUAACUUCUAUUGUUUCUUUCUUUGUUAAAUUAAUUUUUUAUCUCGAUGUAUAUAAUAGAGCUCAACAUGUAAACUGAUAGCCUUGUGUAGUUUGAGUAAUAUAGAGAUUUUAGGUAUUUAAUGAUCUAAAACAGUGGUUCCUAACCUAAUUACCCUCAGCUAUUCUGUGGGGCUUACAAAGAAACUGAUUAGUGAGAUCAAAUUUCUCAAAGUAAAACAUGAUUUAGGACGUGCAUUAAGCGAAAAGAAAACUAUAAUAUAAUACUAGCGAAAUCUUUCAGAAGGAGCUCACACAGUGAUCGCUUAAUUUUCUAGUUAUGUUAUAUCACUAUUUUGUUUCUUUUUACGACUUUAAUAUGUAAAUUGUCGUAUCCUGUGCUAGAAAUUUAGACCUGGCCACCCCUGGCCUGUAGUUAGAUACCUCACUGAGAGCGGUGUUCAUUGUAUGGUGGCAAAAAUCAGUUUUCCUAAUAGGUCAUACUAGUAACAAUCAUGGAAAGGUUAGGAACUACUGAUCAGAUUAAGGUGACUAUUUUAAGUUGAAAUCUCGAAUUAACUAUAAAAAAUGGAAAGUAUUAAACUUAUUUCUCAAAACUAAAAUUGAUUGACAUAGCUUUUUAAAGUCCAAUACACUUGUAUUUGUUCAUAUGACAAGGUAUAAUUAUUACCACAUCAAAUAGUGUAAAAUAAAGAAUGGUUGUUGAAAGAUUUAUUUUU